Molecule: messenger RNA, 1392 nt
Organism: Lycium ferocissimum
Lineage: Eukaryota; Viridiplantae; Streptophyta; Magnoliopsida; Solanales; Solanaceae
Product: very-long-chain enoyl-CoA reductase
Exons: 4
Coding region: 215-1147 (310 amino acids)
Biological process (GO): very long-chain fatty acid biosynthetic process
Molecular function (GO): oxidoreductase activity, acting on the CH-CH group of donors
Source: RefSeq, a predicted model, not a curated record
UGAUUGAUGAUUUGAAGGAAGUUAGUUCAUCGAACACAAAUAGUUUGUUCAGCUACUUUCUACCCAACUACUUACUAUACCCCCAUUAAUUACUACUCUUACUUGUUCCCCAACACCUUCAAAGAGAUCUAUUACACUCUUCAAACCUCACAUUCAUUAUCAUUUCUUACAAGUAUUUGCUUUUUUUUAGAUCCCAAAUUGUUGGGGCGAAAAAAUGAAGGUUUUGGUGGUGACACGUAGUGGCAAAGAACUCAUUAAGGGUGGCCUUGAACUCAAUGAUUCGGCUACAGUUGCUGAUCUGCAGGAGGCAAUUCAUAAAAGAACCAAAAAAUACUAUCCUUCUAGACAACGGCUCACUCUACCCGUCCAACCUGGGUCAAAAGAGAGGCCAACUGUUCUUCACUACAAGAAAAGUCUCAGUGAGUAUACUAAUGGAAGCACAAGCGAGUUAACUGUAGUUUUCAAGGAUCUGGGCCCACAAGUCAAGUAUAGUACGCUUUUCUUCUUUGAGUAUCUGGGUCCUCUAUUACUCUAUCCUAUCUUUUACUUCUUCCCAGUCUACAAGUAUUUUGGCUACAAAGAAGAACGUGUUAUCCACCCUGUUCAGACUUAUGCCUUGUAUUACUGGUGUUUCCACUACUUCAAACGGAUCAUGGAGACCUUUUUUGUGCACCGCUUUAGCCAUGCAACUUCUCCAAUUUCCAAUGUUUUUCGGAACUGUGCUUAUUAUUGGUCUUUUGGAGCUUUCAUUGCUUACUUUGUGAAUCAUCCUCUUUAUACUCCUGUAAGCGAUCUCCAGAUGAAGAUUGGAUUUGGAUUUGGGAUAGUUUGUCAAGUUGCAAACUUCUAUUGCCAUUUAUUGUUGAGAAAUCUCCGUAGUCCCACUGGUAAUGGGGGUUACCAAAUACCACGUGGCUUCUUGUUUAAUAUUGUUACCUGUGCAAAUUACACAACAGAGAUCUACCAGUGGUUGGGCUUCAACAUUGCUACUCAGACUGUUGCAGGAUAUGUCUUCAUGAUUGUUGCUGCUAGCAUUAUGACUAACUGGGCCCUCGCAAAGCAUCGUCGCUUGAAGAAGCUCUUUGAUGGAAAGGAAGGAAGACCAAAGUAUCCUCGACGAUGGGUGAUAUUGCCUCCUUUUCUGUAGACCAUUUCCUCGACGAUGGGAGGAAGCCUGAGAAUUAUUUAUUUAGUUGAUCAUUUUCUGUGAACCUGCAGUUUUUGAAGGUUUAUGUUUCUCAUAAGAGGAUGUAAUACUUUUAUCAGAUUUUUCUCUUGUAUUACUGUUGUUCCAUGUCUUGGCUUCUUUUUAGACCAGAUGAUCUUUUGAGUUCCAUGAUAUUUGUAGUUCUCCACUUCUUUGUGGUUGCUUCAAUAACCAUCUUUGUUGCC